This is a messenger RNA of Pongo pygmaeus (Bornean orangutan), 1543 nucleotides long. RefSeq names its product MISP family member 3 (gene MISP3). Lineage: Eukaryota; Metazoa; Chordata; Mammalia; Primates; Hominidae. Bases 545 to 1204 code for a protein of 219 amino acids. The transcript has 3 exons. The record is from RefSeq and is a predicted model, not a curated record.
UGGCUGGUGCGGGCGACGCCUUGGAACCCACGGGCCGCCACUGCCGCCACAGGUGCCUCAGUGCCCUCUGUCCUCGCUCUGGGAAUCAAAACCCCGGUUGGGAACUGAGGCUUCCGAACUGCUUCCAACCCUGGACACCAAGGCCCCCACCGGCCGGAGAACGAAACCCUGGGGUCGUCUGAAGAAGGGAGCCAGGAGUCCCCAGGGCCAGACAGCGAAGCCCCAGAGCUGCUGCGGAGCUGAACACCGAGGUCCUCAAGCCCUCCGCAAAGGACGUGCAGAUCCUGGAGCAAGAGAGCGAAGUCCUCGAGCCAUCAGUCGAGCAGGACGCAGAGAGCCCCGGGCUGUCCACAGCUGCGGGCUUUGAGAGUCUUGAGCCAGGCAGAGACGACCCUGGGCCGUCCGAAGCGCAAAGGGCAGAGGUCCAGGGGCAGCGUCCCCCUCCAGGCCCUAAGACCUCCUCCUCAAGGUCAGGCUCGGAAGCCCCCACUUGCGUUUUCCGCCGUGCCCCGAGGCUCUCCAGCGUCCCCCGGAGGAGCAGUUCAUGGAGACGCCCAUUGAGCGCGAAAUCCGCCGCAGCUGCGAACGCGAGGAAAGCCUGCGCAGGAGCCGGGGCCUGAGCCCGGGCCGCGCAGGCCGUGAACUCGUCGAGCUGCGCGUGCGGCCGGUGCUCAACCUGCCGGGUCCUGGCCCGGCGCUCCCGCGCGCCCUGGAGCGGGCGCGGGCGGGCGCGCAGAUGCAGCGGGACAUCGAGCGGGAGGCCCACCGGCAGGCGGCGCUGGCGCGCCCCGCGGCCCCCGAGCCGCGCGCCCGGUCGCCGCCGCAGCCGCUGGGCGAACUCAAGCGCUUCUUCGAGGCCGCGGCAGGGAGCGGCUCCUCGGCGGGGGCGGGGGACGGCGCGGGCCCGCAGAGCCUGCCAGAGCCUGGGGGAUGGCCGCGCUCUGCCGUGCAGGGCGGGUGCCUGGUGCUGGGCAGCGCCCCGCCGCCUUUCAGUCCGUCACUGCUGGAGCAGGAGGUGCGCGCGGUGCGCGAGCGCGAGCAGGAACUGCAGCGCCAGCGGCGCAGCGUCUAUGGCACCGCGGAGUUGAAGGAGCCUACGCCGAGCCUCACCGCGAGCAGGGGCGACGGAAAGUUGGCGGUGAUCUGGCCCCCCCGCAGAAAGGUCUCGGAGAACGGCCUGGAGCAGGAGGAGCGCAAACCUUGAGGUUUGAAAAGCCUGGGACCCCCGGCCGGAAGUAACGUACGCGUCAGAGGAACAGGGCGGGGGGCGUCUAGCAUUAGGCCUGGAGAAGGGUCGGCCCUCUGCAUUAGGGAAGAUGAAAUCGACUUGCCUUUGUGAAAUUGACCAGCCCCCUCUAUAAAACUUACAGUCCCCCAUUGGGAAACUGACCACCACCCACAACUCCGCCAGUGAAACUGCCCAGCCCUUCUCUGCCUAACUGCAAACUGAACUACCCUCUCCCUUGACUGUUAAGAGGGCCGGAGUUACUGCCUUGAUUGCCCCACUCCCCCCACCCCCAAUAAAGCCUCUUCUUUCAGGGCA